Phragmites australis (common reed) is the source of this 702-nucleotide messenger RNA. Its product is annotated as enoyl-CoA delta isomerase 1, peroxisomal-like. The coding region runs from base 1 to 702 and encodes 233 amino acids. The transcript has a single exon. The record is from RefSeq and is a predicted model, not a curated record. NCBI's taxonomy places the organism in Eukaryota, Viridiplantae, Streptophyta, Magnoliopsida, Poales, Poaceae.
AUGGGCUUUUGCGAGUUCACUGUGAAGGACGGCAUCUUCGUCCUGACCCUCGAUGGCGGCGACGGCGGUCACAACUACCUCACCCUGCAGUCCAUGGCGGAUCUCAAGCAAAAAUUCGAGGAGAUCCGCAGGCGGGCCAGGCCGUGGAGCAAGGGCCUCAUCACCACCUGCUCGGGCGGCGCGUUCUGUCACGGCGUUGACUACGGCGCGCUGUCCCAGCCGACGGUCGACGAGCUGUCGUACCGCAUGGCCGAGGUGCUGCGCCUGCUGUUUGAGAUGCCGUUCCCGACGGCCGCUGCGGUCACCGGCGACGUCAAGUCAUCCCUGGCCCUGGCGCUCGUGAUGGCGCACGACGACACGGCCACUCUGAAGGAGGCCACGAUCGAGAUGCCCGAGGUUCGGGAUGGGCACGACAACCUGCCUCCGUACGUCGGGGCGCUGCUGCGGGACAAGGUGCCCUAUCCUCUGGCCAGUUCGUCAUUGUUGCUCUGCUCGGAGGCCAUGAAGGGGUCCCGGAUGAAAUACUGGGAUAUCUAUGAUGGCAUCUGUGAUGACAAAGAGGAGGUGAUGAAGGAGGCCAUUCACAUCGUUGAAGUUAGAAUCGGCAAAAUCGGCGACGGCAGGGACUACAUCACCACCCGCAAGAGCUUCUUUCCAGAGUCGUGGAAGGCUGUUUCCCAAUUCCUUGGCGACCACAAUUAA